GGCUCGAGCGGAGUAGCAACAGCAGCAGCAGCGGCGCGCACGACGGACGGACGGACGGACGGACCCGCUGAUUGUCCAUCACCGUGCUGCAACGGGUAUCGACUCAGCUGGCACAUACCUGGCUUCUUUUAGCUGCCUUUUUAUUUGUACGCUGCCCCUGGGCCAAGCUCUACCACCGUGAACAAGGAGUCUUCGAUUGUCAUCAACAAACCGGGACGAUGACGGCACCUCCCGCAGCCUCAAUUGCGUUGCAUGCAGUGGUAUUCCCCUCCAUCGAAGAAUUGGAGCAGGCCGAUGCAUCGGCAGCGGCAGCUCUCCAGUCCUUGCGUGCAGCUCUGGAAAAGGCCGAGGCACACAAUCCCGGUUUUGUUCACGAAUUCGUGGAUCAAGUCUUGGAGCGUGCGCAGUCUAAGGGUGGCACGGACAUUUCAGAACAGCUCCUCCGAAAGGCCAACAGUGACAUUGAGAGCUAUCGCUUUGACACGAAGACCCCUGAGCUCAAGGACUUGCUGCAGCGGGCGGAAGCUCUGAAGGAGAUUCUGAGUACCAUUCCGGAUGAAGUCCAGAAUCGCACGCGCUUUCUGGGCAUUAUCCGCAAGAUUGCGGAGAGCAUCAAGGAGGUGCUGGAUGCCGUCAACGCCGUGGCCACCAACAACGCUGAUGUCAUGGGUGACCACAUUACUGGCCUGCAGCAACAGCGCAAAACUUUUGUUCGCGGCUCCAAGAGCUUUAGCGACACUUUGAAACAGUAUUUCAAGGAUAACAAGGCGCCGGUACUCUUCAAGGCAGCACACCGCCUAAUAGAUCAGACCAACAGUCUGCUCCGAACCAUCAAGGCGGCCGUGGAUGCUUAAGUUGGCCGGCCGCCGCCCUGUGUUUCCUUGUUCCCUUCCCGCUGUACAAAAGCCAAAACAUAUGGGAAAGAUGAUUGCAUCUGUGCACGCGAGGGCAACCACCCUCGUCCUUUGAUAGUCCCUGCCUUGGCGGCACAGCCGUGCCGCCGGCUUCUGCUGGGCGCUCUCGUCCAUGGGUGUAACCGGCGCCUGCAAGCGUUCCAUUCACCACAAAAUCGAUGUUAAACUUU
Monosiga brevicollis MX1 is the source of this 1084-nucleotide messenger RNA. RefSeq lists its product as uncharacterized. The transcript is spliced from 6 exons. Gene Ontology annotation, molecular function: protein kinase binding. Lineage: Eukaryota; Choanoflagellata; Craspedida; Salpingoecidae. The record is from RefSeq and is a predicted model, not a curated record. Bases 219 to 854 code for a protein of 211 amino acids. Gene Ontology annotation, cellular component: Golgi apparatus; FAR/SIP/STRIPAK complex. Gene Ontology annotation, biological process: positive regulation of MAP kinase activity; regulation of Golgi organization.